CUCUGUGCUGCUUCUCUAGGGGAUGAUGAGCAGAGUGAUUGGUUCUAUGAGGGAGAAUGUGUCCCAGGAUUCACCGUCCCCAACCUACUGCCCAAGUGGGGAGCAGAUCACCGGUCUGAGGUGGAGCGAAUGGACUCUGGCCUGGAAAAACUCUCCGACUCUACGUUCCUUUUGCCCUCCCGGCCUGCUCAGAGGGGGUUUCAUGCUCGUCUGAACCGCCUUCCAGGAGCUGCUGCCCGCUGUCUCAGAAAGGGACGUAGGAGACUCGUUGGCAAGGAGACCAGCUUGAGCACUCUGGGCAGUGAGAGGAUGGGUCACAUCGUUAGUGACCCACGUCAAAAAGAAAAGAACAAAGUGCUGGCUUCCGAUUUCCACCACAUUGUGGCCUGUGCACAUGAGUUCAAUCCGUUAUCUCCUUUGUACUCUCUGGAUGUUCUUGCUGAUGCCUCCCACAGAAGAUGCUCACCAGCACACUGCACUGCCAGACAGACAAAUAUACACCUGGGACCGCCCUGCUCAAGGGAUAUCAAGAGGAAACGAAAGCCAGCAGCAGCUGCAGCCUCUCUUUCCAGCCCUACUUCAGCAGCUUUGCCUGUCCACAUGGAUGCAGCAGACUCAUCCCUGCCAGCAACACAGUCCCAGAGGUCCCAGAGCUCUGACUGGACGGGCAGAACCCAGGCAGCAGAGAAAUCCACUGCUGCUGCCCCAGCUAACUUCUUUAAAACACCACAAGAGAAGGGCUCUGGAUACAGCUAGAUGGAGGUGUCUCUACUCGGAGCUGGUUGCGUUUAUGAAAUGUUGGACUUCGAAGUACAUCAGCACUGAACGUCUCAUUUGGCAAUAACCAUCUCAUCAGUGUUGGUGCGUGUUGCUCACCGUCCUCCAGCUGUGUGCCCCACACAUCCCCAGAUCAUGUUUGUGAAUCUGUGUAAAAAGUAACUGGUGAUGUUGGGGCUGCAGCUUUUUUAAAGCAUUCCUGCUAUUGCUGUGAGUACUUAUUACACAUGCAUCUCCUGUCCCAGCACCUGUUGUUAUCUGCUGGGAUGUGUACAGAGCCUUGUGGUUUUGCAGGUGUUGGUCUUUGUUAUGAAGCUGGUCACCACUUGGGCAUAUUGUUUGUUGCAAAGGGUUGAAUAUAACAGGAAAAAGUCCUACUGCGGCUAUGCAGAGGCAAGAAUCUGUCUUUGGCAAGCAUAAGGACAAAAACAAAGGCCAGCUUAGGAUUCCUGGUCAGGAGAGGAGGAGGGGAACAGCAAGUGCAAACAAGGUUUGAAAUGUGGGACUUGAAUUCUGUAUUAGCAAAACACCUAUAGGCCUCUCACUGAGGGACUUGGCAGUCAAGAUGUUGUUUCUAAUGAAACAAAUGUGGUGCUGGUCCUGUCAGGAAUUGCCAGUGGCUUACUAUCAGCAUGGUCCUUCAGCGCUUUUUGUCCUUCCUUGUUUGGAGUGUCUUUAGUCUUGCCCUGUGAAUUGCAGUAUUCUUUCCUUAUUCUUCAUCCUCUCCAUUUAUCCUGCUGGACAAGGGGUUGGUAGAACCAAUUAGACAAAAAUGUGCAGACUGGAGUUAUGAGAGGAAGCUUGGAUCAAGUUGCCCUAAAAUAUCCUCUGAGAAGUCUUCAUUGGGGAGAUGACAGAGAGGAAAUAUUGGAAUACUGUCCAUGGGCAUCCAGCUUCAGAAGCUACUGUAAGCAAUCCCGAGGACACUUGAAGUUAAAGUCCAUGUCCCACUGUGUACUAAAAGUUAUAUAGAGUAUUAUCUGAGUUCAAAGCACUCUCUAAAGAUUGAACCACUUCCCCUGUCUCACAUUCUCCCUGUCUUCCUCAAAGGUUAGUGUUCUGAAGUAUAUAUAAGUGGGGUUCCCCUCUAUCUCCAGAGUAUACAUGGAAGGGGUCUCCCUCUAUCACUGAUUGUACUCUGCUCUGUAGUAUAUAUGGGAGGGUGUCCCUGGAUUUCCAGUUGUACUCUGCUCUGUGGUAUGUAUAGGAAGGGUUUGCCUUCUCCACCUUUCCUUGCAUCCCUGAUGGCAUUUGCUCUGCAGUAUAUUGGGGAGGGUUCUUUUCUCCCCACAACCCUUUCCCUUUAUCCCUGAUUGCUCUUCAGUUUGCAGUAUUGAUGGGGGGUGUGUGUGUGUCUCCUGCUUUCUCUUUUCCUGUAUCCUUGGUUGUACUCUGCUUGUUUCCCUAUCUCUUGAAAGACCUCUCUACAGCUUCACUCUGGGUUACAUAUAUAGAAGAUGUGCCUGGAUAGUGUGUACAAAAGGAACCAUGCCAUGCUUGCUUGACAACCCUAGUUGCCUUGUGAGCUGUUGGGUGUUUUCAAACAGGUGGCCCUUGUCAUUACAAAACCUACGGGUUGGCUGAGUGGGUGGAGCUCCAGACAGGACCAUCCAUUAAGAGCAAAAAUAAAUUUUCAACAUGGGGUGGAACUUGCACCCCUAGAUGUAGAUGAUGGAUUUGCAUGUUUCCCUUGCUUUGCUCUCUAUGACCUAUAAAUCAAAUGAGUGAGGGGUAGAUUUGAUUAUGAGCAGAUCAGAAAAUGUUUUAAUUGUUUUUAAAUUUUCUUUGUAUUAAAAUUUUAAAAUUAAAUGGCCAGCCAUGAAGACCCAUAACAUAACACACAAAGUAAGUUACAAAAUCAAACAAAAUGCUCUCGAACAAUCUAAAUCAUGAAUGAUGAAUAGUUACAUUAGACAAAGUGUCCAUGUCUUAUCCACUAAUACCUAUUUACUCUUGGGGAGAGACCCAAAUUGGAUUUAUGUUUUCUGUCCUAAGGAAAAUCUCAGCUCUGCCCACAUAAAUCCCUCUGAAAAAUCUCAUGCGUCUUUCUUAUACAUAUUGAAAUUCCUUAGAGGGAGAGUCUUGUUACCCUCAUACAGGGGCACAGAGUUUAAAGGCUAGUUUGGAUUAUCUAUGAGCAAUUACCAGGGAUUUGAGGGGAAAGAAAUGUUCAGAUUAAGUUAGUGUCUUUACAUUCUUAUUUUUGUGCUUUGUACAAAACCAAGUCUGUAGCGCUUAACAAGUAAUAAAGACAGACUCUAUCAUGAAGCGCCUGUGAUCUAAAACCCGUACAGAGAAGAUGGGACACUGGGAAAACAUAAUUAGGGAAUAACUUGGCUUUUUUAUUAUUUCACUCCUUGUGGGCAAAGCAGGAGAUAAACUCCAUCCAGCUGCUGAUUUGCUUCUUGGUUAUAGAAGAUGUUGUUUCAAUGGAGAGAUGAAUGGAGAUGUUAGAUACUGUUUGUCUAAUGCAAGGGCAAGCACAGGCACGGGACAUGUAUUAAAAGUGAGGGACUGUGAGCAUUGGGGAGCUGAGAAUAGGUAAUAUCACUCCUGUUCCCUGCAUUUGUUGAUAAUCCAAUAGUGGGUUGCAGCUAACUGCAGGUUAGCUGUGCAGUUGUCCCAUGGUCCCUUGUUUCAAUUCCAUAAAUCUUCCUUUCCAUGAACAGUUGUAUUCAUCAUUUUAAAGCACAAGCCUAAACCAUGUCCCUGGAUUCCUCAUGAAAGAGAAUUAGACCAGUGGCCUAUUGUGGUACUUGUUUGUCUCUUGGAAGAAGCUCAGAUACUUCAGUGAUGAGUACCAUUAGAAGAAUUUAGAUAGGCCACCGACCCUAACAAAACACACUCUGAAAGUUGUUCCAGUGGUUAAUUACUGACUGUUAAAAAAAAUUACAUGUUAUUUCUAGUUUGAAUUUGUCUAGCUUCAGGUCCAGCCAUUGGAUCGUGUUAUACCUUUCUCUGCAAGAUUGAAGGAGACCAUUAAAUAUUUGUUCCCCAUGUCGAUACUUAGACUCUAAUCAAAUCACCCUUUAACCUUCUGUUCAUUAAGCUAACUAGUUUGAACUCCUGGAGAAUUUCACUAUCAGGCAUGUUUUCUAAUGCUUCAGUCGUUCUCAUGGCUCUUCCCUGAGCCCUCUCUGAUUUAUCAAUAUCUUUCUUGACUUGUGGACACCAGAACUGGACACAGUAUUUCAGCAGCAGUUGCACCAGUGCCAAAUACAGAGGUAAAGUGACCUCUCUGCUACUUGAGAGUUUCCAGUUUAUGCAUCCCAGGAUCAUAUUAGCUCUUUUGGCCACAGCAUCACAUUGGGAGCUCAUGUUCAGCUGAUUAUCCACCAUGACCCCCAGAUCUUUUUCAGAGUCACUCCUUCCCAGGAGAGAAUCCCACAUUUUGUAAGUAUGGCCUACAUUUUGUUCCUAGAUCUAUCCAUUUCCAUUUAACCAUAUUAAAACACAUAUUGUUUGUUUGCGCCCAGUUUAUCAAGUGAUCCAGAUUGUGCUGUCUUCAUUAUUUAUCCCACCCCCCCCAUUUGUGUCACCUUUAAAACUUUAUCGGUGAUUAUUUUGUUUUCUUCCAGAUCAUCAAUAAAAAUGUUAAAUAGCAUAGGGCCAAGAACCGAUCCCAGUGGGACCCCGUUGGAAACACUCCCACUUAAUGGUGACUCUCUGUUUACAGUUACAAUUUGAGACCUGUAAAUUAGCCAGUUUUUAAUCCAUUUAUUGUGUGCCAUGUUAAUUUUAUAGUUCUAUCAGUACAUAUAGUUAUUAUACAAAAUCAUAAAUAUCAGAGAGGGAAAAGUUCUAUUAAAACGGGGCUUUUCAACGUUUUCUGUACUUUGACCUCAUGUUACAACAGAAAACAUUUUAUGACCUUCCUUCUAACCGUAGGAAGGUGGCCACAAUCCCCAAAACCUGUUUGCAACACCCAUGUUCAUGUAUAAAACAGGCAGUCUUUCAUUGCUAAUGCAGGAUUGUUCUCUACAAAAGAAUUUUCUAGUGCUUUGUCCAGUCUAGCUUUAAAUAUCCCUAGAGAAAGAUCCUUCACAGCUUCCCUUGGUUGCAAGUCUAUUAAUCAGCCUAAUGCAUCUCACUAAGAGUUUUCCUAACAGUCAUCUUAAUUUUUCCCUGUCUUAAAUUCAUCUUGUUACUCCUGGUUAUAUUCACUUGUAUCACCCUACAUAAUUCCUCUCCCUCCUGGGUGCUAGCACCAUUCACCUUUAGUAGAUUGUUAUAUAGAAUCAGCAGCCUAGUCUCACAAUUGAGGGGUCCAGGCUGCAACUCCAUGUUCUCAGAGGGCAGGGUGGAAACAAUUUAUUCUCAAAUUUUCCUGUUGAUGUCAAUAGAGCUGCUGAUCCAAGCAGGGACUGUGGGAUCAAGCUCUUAGAUUGUGAGCUCUUCAGGUCAGGGUACUGACACAUUUUCUUUUGUCUCCAAAGGAUUGAGCAUACUUAUGGCACUAUUGAAAUAAUAAUCAUAGCAGACACCUCCCUUUGUAGGUAGCAUCUCUUGCCAUGGGAUGUUUCCAAAAGGGCUGGAGGUCCCAACCAUAUGAGUUCCUGCUAUUGCUUUCCCUUCCCCACUUGCAGUGUAGAAUCCAAUUAUGGGCCAGCCAGGCUCUGAGCAGGGUUGCUGAUUUGUAGGGGAUUCCACAAGCUUAGUUUAGGACACGUUAUAUCCUGUGCUGUGACUCCAGAAAUCGGAGUGUUAUAUGAUUUUUUUGUAAAAUCCCUUUCAGAGAUCAGUAGCUUGCUUCAGGUUUUAAAUAAAGAUUCUUAGUAUUGCUGUGAUCCAGCUGAUUUGUUUGGUUUCUCUUUCUCUAUGGCAGGUGUUCUCUUUCCUUCCCUUCCCCUCAGUUUAUGUAGUUUAUUGUAUGUCCAGAUUCCUUGCCCCUCUCUGAGGAAUGCUACUUGUGGCAGCAAGGGGAGUAAGGGGACAGAGGUUUUUUAGAAGCAAGUGUCAAUAAAAUAAUAAAACAAGGAAACUUUAUGCAAUGCAAUGAUCCUGCUUCCAGCGCAGCAGGAGCUGACACCACCUCAGGGAGCUGGUGCUGAGUCCCAGCAUGAGGCUAAAACCUGGUCAACACAUGUAAUUUAAAUUGCCAUAGCUGUGAUGCUUACGGGUGUGAAAAAUCCACAUCCCUGAGCGCCAUAGCUCUGCUGACCUAUCCGCUGGUGUAGACACAGCUAGGUCAACGAAACAAUGCUUCCAUCGACCUAGCUACCCUUGUUAUGGGGAGGUGGGGUUCCUACAGCAACAGAAAAACCCCUUCCAUCACUGAAGGCUGAAUCUACAUAUCGGCUUAUGCUGACAGCUAUGGCACUAUAGUGUAGACGUGGCCUUAGCUGCACCACUUUAACUCUGUUGGGAUUGUUAAAGUGGUACAACUCCCAGCGUGGAUGUAGUUUUACUGGUAUAAAGGUACUUUUACCGGUAUAGCUACCUCUGUACAGGAAGGGGAAUAACUACUGGUAUAAAUCACCUUUAUACCAACUGGAGCCACACUGGGGAUUAUACCAGUAUAACUAUUUUAGUAAAAAUCCACACCACUAAUUGAUGCAGGUAUACUGAUAAACCUUUCAGUUGUAGACCAGGCCUUAAGUGAAGCAGGAACUUGAAAGAUCAUAGUCUGUGUGACCCUGAAGGGAGCAGGAACACCGUCAUGGCUCAGGGGGAAUCGACAGCCCAGAGCCAAGUCCCAGUGUUACACUUAAGUGUUAGUGUAGACAAAGCCUUUGUCGGCAAAACAUUUGUCGGUCGGAGGGAGACACCCUGACCUACACAAAUUUCACCGACAAAAGCACUGGUGUGCACAGCGCUAUGUCAGCGGGAAAUGCUUUCCCGCCAACAUAGUUACCUCUGCUCAUUGGAGGUGGUUUAAUCGAGCCAGUGGGAGAGCUCUCUCACAUUGGCAUAGAGCAGCUACGUUGGAGGCUUUACAGCAGCGCAGCUGCAGUGGUGCAGCUGUGCCGCUGUAAGGUCCAUAAUGUAGACACAGCCUUAGAAAGAGUUAGACUGGAGGCAUCUGGAAAGAUAUGGGAGGUCCAAAAGCUCAGUCUGGGCACACAUGUUCAGAAGGCUGAAAGAGCAAUUUGAGCUGUAGAAACAGAGCUAUACUGAACUAAGGUAGAAUGUGAAGGAGACAGGGCAUCAUAAUGAAAUCUGUCUGAGGAUCUUCUUGGACCUGUUCCAUGGUCUCACACCAACCUCACCAUGUGGCUUUACGCUUCAGUCCCCCACUUCAGAUCUCUUUCCUUUCCCUUUGAACACUUGGGGUUUCUUUCUUUAUUUCCAAAGGGACCCAAACAAAAAGAGUUUCAUUUAAUCAUAAUGACAAGGGUGGAAUGAUGGAUGUGAGGUGGAAGAGAAUUCCACAGCUGGGAGGAGCAUAUGGUUAAAACAUCUUCAAAGCUAAAGGUCCUGGAACAGUAGACGCUACAAAACCGGCACUGGCUGGUCUUACAGCUUGGUAAUUGUGAGAGAACAAGGAAGCCUCUUAUUUAAAAAGGGACAAGACCUGUGGAAGAAGUGUCAUCUUGCAACCAGUCUCUUAUUGAUAUAGGUAUUUGAUGCCUCCUAUCGCCAUUGUAUCUGAGCAGCUCAACUACCGUGCCAUUUAUCACUGUGAAAACCUUUUUGGAGGAGAGAGAUGUUCUGAAUGUUUAGUAACUGUGAGGAGGAGAGAAUUUUGGUUGCUUCCUGGAGAAUCUAUGGUCCACAAGCCCAGCUCUGCAGUGGUCCUGUCCUGCCAAUUGUGAUGCAGUGUACUGUCAGCUGUGAUGCACAGAGCAGAAUUACAGAUGUUUUUUCAGGAAGAUGGAACAGAAGCUUAAAAAGGGAGAGUGAAACACAGGAAAAGGGAAUCAGAUAUUACAUGGAAACUAAAAGUUAAGUUAAGGACUGCCAAAAGAAUGUGAAAAAGCUAAAGUAACAAUGGUUAGUAGAGGUCAAAGGGGAACAUAGGUGAUACUUUCUGUAGGACAGAACGGAAAGCAUUGUAGUGUCAUAUAGACAGAAAAGAUACUAUAGAGGCUGACUUGGAACCCUUGCAGGACCUAUGUAGUUACAUUUCCUGCCCUUAACCUCAGUCCAACAUGCUAACAGUACCAAGAUGGCCAGUGAAAGGUCUACAAGUGCAACACAUUGACCUUCUGAGACAGCUGUGUCUUCAUGACAACAUUAGGAAAGAUGCCCAGGUAUUGUUCAGGUAUUUAUUGGUAAAUGUACCACCUAGCUCAAAGGCUCAGCAGUGGAGCAUAUGAAACCUUUAUCUCUUAAGUCACUGAUUUUGAAUUCACCCAGUAGUGACUAAAAAAGAUUGCCAGCUUGCAGAUCUCCAGUAGAUUUUAAGAAGAUUGCUCACAGUGUUAUGUUCUUAGUGGACAGAUGUAUACCACACAAUUAUUAUUAAUCACCAACAACGUGCUUGGCUCUGUCUAAGACAGGAAAUACAGACAGCCACUGCCUAGGCUAGCUUACCAUUUAAAGAGAAAUACUGACUAUGAAAACAAAAAAUACUGUUGCCAUUGGACCUGAUUAAUGCUUGUGUUGGUAGCAUCAGGGGACACAAAGGACUGAAUGAGCUGUGGAAGUGAUUGUGUGGUGAACUGGGAAUAGCAAUGGUGACUCACCUUUGCCCGGUGCUUUGAGAGCUAUGUAUGAAAAGUGCUAUAGAUAAGUUGUGUCUUUAGAUUUUCCCUAGAUGUAACUGUAUUUUCCAGGUUGAAUUUACUUUUACUCCUGUAUUUUCUACCUCUUCUUGUUUAUAAUUCUUUGCCUUGCUGCGAUUCACAAUUUCCCAGUUAGAUUUAAUGUAAUGUGCUGUCUCCUCCCAUUUCCAGAACAUUAAUGAAGACAUUAAAUAAGACUGGACCUUGCACUCAAGCCAUGUGGCUCUCUACUGAACUUCUUGCCCUAUCUCACCAUGUUGUCAUUUAUUACUAAUUAUGUUUAUUACAGUAGCCCUUAAGCGCCCUAGUCAUAGAUCAAGACCCCAUUGUGCUGGGCCCUAUUCAAACACAGAACAAAGACUGUUCCUGCCCCAAAUGGCUUAGUCAUUGCUCUCUUGGCCUUUCAUCUAAUUUGAGUCCGUGGUGUGCUCAGAAUGAUUGUCAGUUCCAUGAGAACAAGUAAGAUUUUUUUUUUGUGUGAUGCUGUAUAAAGUGAAGUCUGGCUCUAUCGCACUAUGUUCCCUUGUGAAGGCGAUCACUCACUUCAUGAGCCUCCUAGGGGCCUGGUGAGGAGAAAACAGGCUGUCUUCUUUCCUUGUGCCCCCUGUUAACAGUUGUUCCCGCACAGCAGUAGUCUGCCUUUCAGUGACAACCCUCUGGCCAAGUCAUGAAUUGUGUCCACCCCUUUCAGGGUACACAGAGUCCAACAAAGGAUAGCUUUAGUGUCCGGCAAAGAGGUUCCAGGCCACACUGGGCCAAGGUCCCAGAGUCAUGACCCUCUGGGUUAUAGUGUCUUCCUAGUCCAUAUUCCUCUGUACCCAGUGUAGCUUUUUGCCUUCAGCCCUAUCUGGGGGUUGGUAGGGGAACCCAGGCCUACCCUCUCCACCAGGUCCUAAUCCAAGGCCAUGUGGUAGGCACCAAGGUCCUGCACCCUAAUGGACUGUGCUGCUGCUCCCCUGCAUUGCUUCCCACCAGUCUCUCACAGAAGGGCAAAGCAAAGACAUGUAAGCAAAAUAAAUCAAAAGAUAAAUCCCAGACCUUGCAGCUAUCCAAAGUUCCUUUUCCCUCAGCAGAUCAGGUAGGUUCUUAAUAGUCAGGGGUCCCAGGCAGCUGGCCCUUCCAUAGUACUCCCUCUGAGAAGCUAAGAGCAUCGGCCUGCUCACCUCCAAUGACUGACUACGAUUGAGUUGCUCUGCUCCCCUUUUAAACUCCUCCAGUGCCUGCAUGCAUUGCAAGUGGGGCAGCCUAGGCCCAAAGUAGCUCUUUAACCCAUUCUUUUCCAGUGCAGGAUUUGUACACCCCAUCACAUCCCUUCAUCUGCUAAUUCAGUAAUUCUAUUUUAUUAUGUGUGUUUUACUGUAGUUCCUGGAGGCCUCAGGAAGGAUCAAGGCUCAGUUUUGCUAGGUGCUGUACCAAAUGCAGACUAAAAGAACAGCUUCUGCCUUGGAGUGUUUACAAUUUAAUAAAGGGUGAAGAAGGUAUGAAGACAGACGUGAGGAAAAGAAACGAAAGAGGCAUUGUGGUUGGUGUCACUGAAUGAUCGAUUAUUACAAUUGAAUGAUUGUAGCAUGUGCAGAGAUGCAUAUUACCAGCGCCUUGAACAAAGAUGACACUGAGGCAGUUGUCUGCUGUGCUCCCAGCCACAGGGGAUCAUGCCAUCAUGGACAUCACUGACCCAUGUACACAGUGGGUAUGGGAUGAAAAAGGAAAUUGCCACAGGGGCAGCUAGAGAUUUGGUUGGUUGCCACUAGUUUCAUCUUUUGUCCCUUGGUCUCUCUCCUCCCCUCCCGCCCCCCGAAAAAGUAGGUACAGUGUAACCUGAGAGUUAGGAACACCAGAGUUAUGAACUGACCAGUCAACCACACACCUCAUUUGAAACCAAAAAUAUA
Molecule: messenger RNA, 10333 nt
Organism: Chrysemys picta bellii (western painted turtle)
Lineage: Eukaryota; Metazoa; Chordata; Testudines; Emydidae
Source: RefSeq, a predicted model, not a curated record